AUGCCGCAAAUGAGCCAAUCUUACGUCCACCGAUGGAAAACAUUUCUCAAAUUUUGCCUUUCAACGGUAGCCGUUCAUUUUCUUUACUACAAGUAUUUCAGCGAUGAAGGAAAUCUAUAUUCUCUUGAGGAAUCAAACAGAAUCUCUCAAAAUGUCGAACAAUUUAAGGAAAACUGGUGUCGAAUUCGACAAGCGCGAGUCGAUUUGGACUCAAUUCUUAGACCAUGUUUCUACAACAUCUCAUGGAAUGGACUUUCUCCUAAACGCGAACUUCAAACAGAUGCUGGCAAAAGUGUGAUUUCGUCUUUUGAAAUCAGGUCAGCAGGUCAAUUUAGUCGUUUCAGCAUUCAAACAAAAACUCGGAAUGGUAAACUGAAGCGCAUUGGCGGCGACUCUUGGCGCGUGUUACUCCACGGUCCGGCCACCGUAUCACCUACAAUGUUUGAUCACGGAAAUGGGACAUACGAGUUUUUGUUUCUUGCUAUGGACCCAGGGUUCUAUAAGUUGGAUAUCACCCUGGACUAUAGCCUUUGUGACGGAUACCGUGAUCCACCGAAAAAUUGGUUCAUAGUAGGGAAUUCUCAAGGCAAGAUGCAAAAAGACGGGACAUUAGGCGUUAACCGCGCGAAAGAUGACUAUCUUCUUCAAGUGUUCCAAAAUGGCAAGCUUAUUAUGAUUAACAUCCCGCUGCCAGAGGAUAGAGGAGCAUUCCUGAUAAAUCAGUUACCAGACCGCCCGUGCCUCUCCGCCAAGUUUAACUUGUCUUGCGGCAUGGAUUGUAAAUUUAUGUGGGAUGGAUUCGGCCGCUGGCUCGGGACAAAGUGGAAGCCAUAUCUUACAGGAGUAAAAAGGCAUAGAAAGCCGAUGAAAUCGAGUAUCACAGCUCCUAAGCUGGAAAAACUGUGGAUUUACGGAGACUCGCAGGCCGAAAGACUGCAUUUAUCAAUAAAGGAUGGACCACUUUGCAAGGAGAUCUUUAAAUCUUGUAACCUGAGUAAAAUGUGGGUUUACCCUUACAGCGGCCAGUUCCCAAAAUGGGAUGAUGAAGACUUUGAUGAGUCCAUAAUUCUCGAUAGUCUCAGGAGUGUGGUGGAAAGACUGGAUAUGAGCCAAAACAAUGUGUUAAUUUUGAAUCUUGGACUGCAUUACAUGGAGAGCAUAAAACUGCAAGAUUAUAGAAUACUUCUUUUGAAGGUCAUUGAUCUAUUGAACGAAAGAAAUAAAGAUACAGGCGAACUGAAGCAUAAGGCCCGUGUUAUAUGGAAAACGUCCACUUCUAUUAGUAAGGAAAAGGACACUGGAAGUCAGCUAACAAGUGAUCGCAGAAGAUUUCUCGCUUUACCGCGUGUGGCACUCUACAAUUCUUUUGCAACCUCCCUCAUGUGCCAGGCUGGCUUAGAGGUGCUUGAUGUUUACCCAUUUACCAGGUCCUACCCAGGAGGUACCGGAGGACCCGAGGUUGCGUGGUACAAAGAGCGUGAUAUUGUGCAUUUCAAGUUUCGUGUUAUGAAACCUGUCGAACAAUUUCUGGAAGAUUACUUUCUGGGAAAAAUAGCAUUCCCUCUCAAUUUUGAGAAUUACGUGUUUUCAUAGCGCAAUGAUUGUUGUAAUGUAAAGCCUUUUGAUAAAGAAAUGUUUGCGCCAUAGAAAAACCACGACGGCGCUAGCACACUUUGCUCACUAGUUAACAAUUAUUCACAGAAGACAAAGUGAAUAUUGUUGACUAAUCCCCAAGAAGAAGUCGAUGGGAUUAUUUAUUAUGGGUUGUACCUGUCGCACUUUGUAAUAAAAUUGUCAA
Stylophora pistillata is the source of this 1798-nucleotide messenger RNA. RefSeq lists its product as uncharacterized. The record is from RefSeq and is a predicted model, not a curated record. Lineage: Eukaryota; Metazoa; Cnidaria; Anthozoa; Scleractinia; Pocilloporidae. Gene Ontology annotation, molecular function: protein binding.